Molecule: messenger RNA, 541 nt
Organism: Phytophthora nicotianae INRA-310
Lineage: Eukaryota; Oomycota; Peronosporomycetes; Peronosporales; Peronosporaceae
Product: glutaredoxin
Exons: 1
Coding region: 120-434 (104 amino acids)
Biological process (GO): cellular response to oxidative stress
Cellular component (GO): cytoplasm
Molecular function (GO): glutathione disulfide oxidoreductase activity
Source: RefSeq, a predicted model, not a curated record
CGGUGCGCUGAUUGGCUGACUGGUCGGUUUGGAAUCCAAACUUUGGAUCAAUCCGCUCGACCCCAUUCAGUUUUAGAUUAGCAUCCAAGCCAAUAAGUAAGCGAUAACAGUAGUCCAAGAUGGUGAGCGCCAAGGAAACCGUGGAAGCCAAGAUCUCGUCGACGCCUGUGGUGGUGUACAGCAAGAGCUACUGCCCGUACUGCGCCAAGACCAAGACGCUGCUGACGCAGCUGGGCGCCAAAUACGACGUCGUGGAGCUGGACCAGAUCAACGGUGGCAGCGAACAGCAGGACGCCCUGGAGCAGAUUACGGGUCAGAGCACCGUGCCCAACGUGUUUGUGGGCGGCAAGUCUAUCGGCGGCAACUCGGACGUGCAGAAGCUGCACAAGGCCGGCAACCUCGAGUCCCUGCUCGAGCAGAACGGCGCCCUGUGAACGGCAAAGAUGUAGCUACCAGGAAAGAUGUCAACGCCUUCGCUCUUCUUUAGCGUAGGUGUUGGAAAGUAACAAACGACAAAGUAUUACCUCUCUUUCAUCCUACA